AUGGCAUCCAGGAAACCCCACUCCCUUUAUAGUCAUAGAUCUUCCAUCUUAAUUAACCAUUUGACUUUUGCUGAUGAUGUUAUUAUAUUUUCCAAAGCUUCGAAACCUGUUGUUAGAUUAUUCAUGCAGUGCUUGGAGAAUUUCCAGGAAGUUUCUGGAAUAAAGUUGAAUGGCCAGAAGUGCAUUUCUGUUUUAAGCAAACAAUGCAAGAGUGAGUUUAAGAAAUGGGUUUCUAACUUCACUGGCUUUACCAAUAGCCAACUUCCUGUGAAAUAUCUAGGGGUGUUUCUUAUCAAAGGGAGAACUAAAAAUUUUCAGUUUGAUCAUAUUCUAGAGAAGAUUCAAAGCAAGUUGCAAGCAUGGGAGAAUUCUUAUUUAUCCAAUGGGGGUAGGAUAACCCUUCUGAAAAGUGUUCUAUCAGCCAUUCCAUCUUAUCUUCUGCAAAUGAAUGUUAUGAAAAAGGCUACUCAAAGAUUAUUGGAAGGAUUGGGGGACUCUCCUAUUUGGAAAAAGAUGUUACAUAUUAGGGAGGAUGCUGAACAAAUGUUUUUCUGGGAGAUUGAUGAUGGUUUGGUUAACAUCUGGUGGGAUAAUUGGUUUUUGGAAGGCAGCCUGCUUCAAGAUCAAAAUGCUCCAACCUUCCCCAAGUAUGUGAAGGAUCUAUGGGAACAUGAUAAGUGGAAUCUUAAUCCUCUUAAUCCUAUCCUUCCUAUCCUUCCAUUCUCUGGAUGGCCUCUUUUCCUUUGUAGAGAUGGCAUUACACGAUAUUACUUGAUGCCACCUUGGAUUUAUGUAUUUGGAUGUAAUUCCCAUUAUGGAUUCACAGUUUCUCUGGGAUUUACCUAA
Phalaenopsis equestris is the source of this 846-nucleotide messenger RNA. RefSeq lists its product as uncharacterized. Lineage: Eukaryota; Viridiplantae; Streptophyta; Magnoliopsida; Asparagales; Orchidaceae. The record is from RefSeq and is a predicted model, not a curated record. The transcript is spliced from 4 exons. The coding region runs from base 1 to 846 and encodes 281 amino acids.